This is a messenger RNA of Macadamia integrifolia, 2559 nucleotides long. RefSeq names its product ubiquitin C-terminal hydrolase 22-like. Bases 273 to 1865 code for a protein of 530 amino acids. The record is from RefSeq and is a predicted model, not a curated record. Gene Ontology annotation, biological process: protein deubiquitination. The transcript is spliced from 3 exons. Lineage: Eukaryota; Viridiplantae; Streptophyta; Magnoliopsida; Proteales; Proteaceae. Gene Ontology annotation, molecular function: zinc ion binding; cysteine-type deubiquitinase activity.
UAGAAACCAUGGUCGAUAUACUGAGGUACCUUUCAAGUUCCAAUGCGCAGCCAUAGAUUCGCAGCUCGAGAGACUACGGUGGAUUGAGAGCUAAAGCGGUUCCCUGAUUUUCGAUUCAACUCCAACCCAAACAAAAGUCAAUCUGAACCCAGAAUUCUGUGCCCCCACAAAAACCCAUAAAUCUGUUCUCAAAAUCGUUUCUUUUUUAAUCUCCCUUUCUCAAACGUAAUCUUCUUCUUGCCAAAUCGAGGUCUCUUUCGAUCCGUAUCAAUAUGUCAGGGAGAAACCCCACAUAUACCAACCCAGAACCCUGCAAACAUCUAGCAGAUUACAAGCUAAAACAUGGAUUGAGUGGCUACAAUUCCCUCCAGAAGAGCCUCAAUACGAACCCAAAUGGAAGAACAGCGAUGAAUAGAAGCCAAACAAAGAUACCCAGAUGCAGUUUUUGUUCUGGGUAUCAAGGGAGAUUGUAUUUCUGUUUGAUCUGUUCCUCUGUUUCGUGUUGUCAUUUACCCGAUUCAAACCAUGCCCUCUUACAUUCCCAAACUGAGAUUGGUCAUGAGAUUGCUGUGGACAUGGAACGAGCAGAGCUUUUUUGUUGUGCAUGCUGUGAUCAGGUAUAUGAUCCAGAUUUCGAUAAGGCGGUUAUGUUUAAACAGAUCAUGGAGAUACCCAGAAACAACAAUGGCGCAGAAGUUGGGAAAGAGAAUUGCAACAAGAGGAGGAAAGUGAUCUCCAAGGCUGUGAGAGAUUGUAUGAAUGCAAAAGAUUUGGUUUUGAAAUUGGGUCGAGGACCGAAUUCGUGUUUCCCUUGGGGUUUGAGGGGAUUGAGCAAUCUUGGUAACACCUGUUUCAUGAAUUCAGUCUUGCAAGCUUUGCUUCAUUCACCCCCUUUCAGGAAUUACUUCCUCACUGAUCGGCAUAGAUGUAGAACUUCUCGGAAGAGCUCAUUGGAUAAACCGUGCUUGCGUUGCGAUAUCAUGUACAUCUUCUCUGCUGUUUAUUCCGGGGAUCCGACACCUUUUAGUCCUGCUCGGUUUCUUUACAGUUGGUGGUGCCAUUCGCCAAAUCUUGCCAGUUAUGAGCAACAGGAUGCUCAUGAGUUUUUCAUCUCAGUGCUCGACCAGAUCCAUGAGAAAGAGGAGCAGACCAGAUCCUCACAUAAAGAUAACAGUGAUUGCCAUUGCAUAGCUCAUAAGGUAUUCUUUGGGGUGUUGAGAUCAGAUGUCACUUGUACAACCUGUGGGUUCACUUCGACAACUUAUGAUCCCUGUGUAGACAUAUCUCUUGACUUGAAUCCAAGUGAUGGCUCCUCAAAAAUUGUAACUGGAAAGUCCUCCAAUCCAGGUGAGGAUGAAGAUAUAUCAACUCUUGUGGGUUGCUUGGACCUAUUCACAAGGCCAGAGAAGUUAGAUUCUGACCUCAAGCUAUACUGCCAGCAGUGUCAAGUAAGUAGGGACUCUGUGAAGCAAAUGUCCAUCAGACGACUCCCACAGGUCUUAUGUUUCCAUAUAAAACGAUUUGAGCUCUCUCCUCUCCGGAAAAUGUGUAAAAAAAUUGACCGGUACCUGCAGUUCCCAUUCACACUUGAUAUGACUCCUUAUCUGUCCUCGUCAAUUGUGAGGAACAGGUUUGGGAACAGGAUCUUUGCUUUUGAGGGUGAUGAAUCAGAUAUUUCUACAGAAUUUGAGGUGUUUGCAGUGGUUACACACUCUGGGAAGCUUGAAAGUGGCCACUACGUGACGUAUCUGAGGUUAAGAAACCAAUGGUAUAAAUGUGAUGAUGCAUGGAUUACCCAAGUUAGUGAUCGGGUUGUGAGAGCUUCACAAUGCUACUUGAUUUACUAUGUACAGAAAAUGCCCUAAGGUCAUGGCAAGCAAGGAUUUGAAAAGUGUCCUGAUGUCUUCACAGGGAAAUCCAUUUCUUCCUAUACGUGGUUUUAGAGAAGAUGUUUAACAAAGAUAGAUGUUGAAAUUGAAGGUGGAAUUGAGGAUAUUUAGGUUUUUUCCUUACAUGUGGACGCAGCAUAUUCAUGGACCCAAUAGGAUGAGAAUAAACCUACAAAGGCUCUCAAAACAAUUCUCCUGAUGGAAAUAGUUCAACAUCUGGAGUUGUAUUGCAUUAGCAAAAAAAUAAUCCGUCUCAGAGAUACAGAAAUGAAGGGGAGAUAAAUUUUGCUCACCCGUCCAAUAAUCUCCAGUUCCAACAUAAUGUGGUGUAUGGCCAAACAGUCGCAGGCAUUGUCAGGAAAUAACGGUCCUCCUUGCUUUUUCAGCUGUCUUAAAUGAUUUUUAUCUUAACUCUUUAUUUUAAUUACCCUGCUGAAGUAUAUGUUGAGUGCAGGAAGUUGGGUAACAUUUGGUUUUCUUAUAGAAAGGGCAGCUGCAUCAAGUGCAUUUCCCAGCUGGAUUAAUCUUAAUUCCCUUAGUCAGCUUGGACCAAUUUUUUUCUGGAGGUCUUCAAGUCAAUUAUGUACAGCAUACAUCUUUAUCAAAAAGUAUUGAGGAAAUUAUUUAUUUGAAUUUGACACAAUUUUAAUGGAUACCUGCUUUUUGCCUU